AUGCUUGGUCAAGUCUUGAAAAGGGCUGGGAAUAUUACAAGCAUGAAGGACCCUAACAUUCUUUAUCUUCUCAGCCUGCAAAUUGAUGAGCAGAGAAAGUUGGAAGAAGCACUUUCAUAUGCAAAGUCAUUGCUAAAUCUUGAAGGUGGUUCUAACAUUAAGGAGUGGUUGUUAUUGGUCCGCGCAUUUUCAGCCCAAAAACGUUUUGUGGAUAGUGAAACCAUCCUGGACGCUGCCCUGGAUCAAACUGGCAUUCUUCAUGUAAGGACUAAAAGCUUCAGUUCCGGGAAGAAACUUUAUAAGGAUCGUGGAUGCUUUUCUAGAAGUUUUGAACAGGAAAUAUGGCAUGAUCUAGCUUAUCUCUACAUAAGCUUGUCACGAUGGCAAGCUGCCGAGAUUUGUCUUUCAAAAUCCAAGGCCAUCAGUUCUUUCUCUGCUGUUAGAAAUCAUGCCACUGGUGUAAUUUAUGAAAGAAAAGGCAAACCAAAAGAAGCUCUCAACGCUUUUUGGAGCGCUUUGGAUAUCUAUCCUGAUCUUGCCCCAAGCUUGAUAUCUGCAGCUGGCCUGCUCAGACAACUCGGGAGCCAAUCCGAUGCAGUUGUAAAAAAACUUGCCGAUGAAUGCUCUCCGAGCCAUAUAAUGAAUCCCUCGGCAUGUUACAAUCUCGGUCUGCUUCUCAAAGAUGAAGACACUCCAUCUUCCCUGGAAGAAGCAGCCGAAUGUUUUCAGGCUGCUGCCAUUCUUGAAGACUCGGCACCUGCCAGUUUAUCCCUUUAGAUAAACAGCCCUCUGCUGCUAUGCCCUAUUCUUGUUCCCCGUAAAUAUCAUAAACUAGUCUCAAUAC
This is a messenger RNA of Hibiscus syriacus, 844 nucleotides long. Its product is annotated as protein NPGR2-like. The record is from RefSeq and is a predicted model, not a curated record. Gene Ontology annotation, molecular function: protein binding. Lineage: Eukaryota; Viridiplantae; Streptophyta; Magnoliopsida; Malvales; Malvaceae. Bases 1 to 777 code for a protein of 258 amino acids. The transcript is spliced from 4 exons.